Enterobius vermicularis (human pinworm) is the source of this 795-nucleotide messenger RNA. Lineage: Eukaryota; Metazoa; Nematoda; Chromadorea; Rhabditida; Oxyuridae. The record is from the annotation of a GenBank genome assembly.
AUGUUUGAAGCCAAACUAGCUAAUGCAAAUUUACUGAAGAAAAUUGUUGAUGCAGUAAAGGAUCUUGUUACUGAUGCUCCGUUCGAUUGUACUGAAAGUGCAGUAUCUCUUCAGGCGAUGGAUUCAUCACACGUAGCCUUGGUAUCAUUAAAUUUGGCUUCAACUUUGUUUGAAACAUACAGGUGUGAUCGAACUAUUAACCUAGGAAUGAGUUUUACUAACAUGGCUAAAGCUUUAAAGUGUGCUAAUAAUGAAGAUACAUGUAUGAUACGUUAUGAUGAGGACGACAACGUCGUUUUUGCUUUUGAGGAUACCAAACGAGGUAAGACGCAAGAAGUAACUGUAAGAAUGAUGGAUAUUGAUAGUGAGCAUUUGGGAAUUCCAGAACAAGAACAUUCUGCUGUCAUUACUAUGCCAUCAUCUGACUUCCAGAAAACUUGCCGAGACCUAGCAAUGUUCUCGGACACGGUAACAAUCACAGCAACGAAAGCUGGGGUUGGGUUUACUGGCAAAGGCGAAACAGGAUCUUCCGUUGUUAACUUCGCUCCUAUUGGCAGCGCAGAUGAUGAGAACUCGGUUUUGCUAAAGGUUAGUGAUCCUGUGUGUGUUAACUUUUCAAUCAAAUAUAUGAACCAUUUUACGAAGGCAACUAACCUUUCAAAUAAGGUUAAACUCUCACUGACUAACGAGCUACCAAUUGUAGUGGAGUACCCCAUUGAUGAAGAUGGCACAAGCUACCUUCGUUUCUUUUUAGCACCGAAGAUUCAAGAAGAUGAAGAUGCAAUGAAUGAGUGA